UCCUCCUACGCAACCCCCACCUCCCAACCCUGUCCCCUAGCGCAUCAUCAUCACCACCGCCACCGAGCGCAACACGGAAGCGGCGUGAGAGGAGGAGGAGAGAGAGAUAUAGAGAGAGAAAGCACCAUGGCGUUGAUCCCAUCCCAGGUGCUUCGGGUCGCCAUCCUAUUGUCGUAUUUCUCCAUCUUGUGCAACUACAAGGCCAUCGACAUGCCGGCGCACCAGACGUACGGCGGGAGCUGGAAGUUCCUCACGUUUAUUGACUUGGUGAUCCAGGCGGUGUUCUUCGGCGUGUGCGUGCUGACCGACCUGUCGGGCAUGCUCACCAGAGGAGGUGACACCAGAGAGCAGGAGCAGCAGCUGAAGAAGUUGGUUGGCCUGAGAGACUGGAUGAUGGCCGUGCUGGCCUUCCCUGUCGGCGUGUGUGUUGUGACCAUGUUCUGGGCCCUCUACCUCUAUGACAGAGACCUGGUGUAUCCAAAGCUUCUGGACAGCUUUAUACCCCAGUGGCUCAACCACGGAAUGCACACCACGGUGCUCCCGUUCAUCAUCAUCGAGAUGCGGACCACCUACCACCACUACCCCAGCCGCUGCUGCGGCCUCGGCGCCGUCUUCUGCUUCACCGUGGGAUACGUGCUCUGGGUGUGCUGGGUGCACAGUGUGACGGGGGUGUGGGUGUACCCGCUGCUGGAGCGGCUGGGCUCCGUGUCCCGGCUCUUCUUCUUCUCCUGCCUGCCCCCCCUCCUCUCCCUCUUCUACGUCCUGGGGGAGACCCUGAACAGCUACAUCUGGGACCACGCAUACUCAAAUAAAAUCAAAGCUGAAUGAUCAUUGGCCGCAACGCCCCGUGGAAUCAACGGAUCAUCCGAUCAAACCAAGGAUAAGAACUGCAAGUCCCGCCCCUCCUGGGCCCCAGAACAGCACAAAAGCCAACCGACCCUGUCAAUAAUGAACACUAAGUGAAAAAAACCUGUCACCAAACCUUGCUGAAGGAAGACAAAGGGUUAAGGAUCAUCAUAACCAUCAUCGUUACCGUGGCAAACGCUGUGUUCACAGAGACAUCAGCAGGAGAAGAGCCUGGGUUUUCAUACGUACCCACACAAACAGACGCACACAUACACACACAAACACACACACAAUCAUAAACACAUGAUCCCAUACAGAGUAUUUAACGCCCUUCAGUAUCAAUAAGUAUUUACCCAUCUACAUACUGUCAGUUCUUUAUUAGCGUGCCGACAGUAGUAGUUCAUAGUAACAGGCAUCAGGGAGCAUCUUGUGUGAGGUCAUGUGAGGGACACUCGACACUCCAGAUGGUCCCAUGCAUCAUGUGGAGUCUGAUGAAGACCCAGCUAAAGCACAACAAUACAGACUACGGUUUACCACAAAGAUUGGAUGUAUUUUUAAUGCUGUUAUUGUAUUAUAAUUGUUACUAUUAAUGUUAUUAUUUUCCAUUAUAUAAUUAUUAUUAUUAUUCUUGACUACUAUUUGUAUUAAUUUCUAGUCUGGGGUUAAUCAAAUAAAUGUCUGUAUGACAUGUA
This is a messenger RNA of Gadus morhua (Atlantic cod), 1538 nucleotides long. It is a transcript of the gene aig1, whose product is annotated as androgen-induced 1 (H. sapiens). Gene Ontology annotation, cellular component: membrane; endomembrane system. The record is from RefSeq and is a predicted model, not a curated record. The transcript has 6 exons. NCBI's taxonomy places the organism in Eukaryota, Metazoa, Chordata, Actinopteri, Gadiformes, Gadidae. Bases 127 to 828 code for a protein of 233 amino acids.